AGAAAACUCUGCUCAACUCGUUCUAUCGUCUGUCGUCUCGCUCUCCACAUCCGUUGAUCCAUCCCUUCCAACUCCAAUCAACUCCGUCCCAAACUACAAUCCGUGGCAACAGAAAAAGGUGUAUCUUUUACCAGAAACAGAAGCUAGAUUCCCGGAUUGCUCCGCUUGAUCGCUGGUGAAUCGACCCAACCGAGUGGCCCAUGGCCGGAACCGAGCGGCUCCACCGCCCGAUUGACCCGCCGCGGCCCGCGGGCAGCCGCUCCGUCGUGGUCGGUGCUGGUGGCUCGCCGGCGAGGUGGGACGACGAUAACGACGACUGCGGCGGCGGCGGACGUGUCGAAGGCUUGGCGGGACUCCACAUAUUUGACCAAGAGGCAGAGGAGUCACCAACCAAAAACGACAUGGCCAACAGCCUUGAUACUAACUGCACUCCCAUUGCUAAAGGAUGCAACACUGAAACAACCGAAACUUCUGUAGAGUCGGAACCUGUAAAUGUCUUGAACCUGCUUCAUGAUCAUACCGGCAUCUGGGUCCCUGUUUCUGUCCCGCCUAUGACAGCGCUGGCCAGCGAGGAUUGGCACAGAGGGUUUCGUUGCAAUGGUGGGCACUUCCCGGAAGAAGAGUUCAGCUGGGAGCUGGAUGAAGACAAUAAGGAGAUGACAAUGUGGGAUGUUUUUGCUGAUAUGGCUGUCGCAGCAAAAGAUAAGGUGAUAUCUGCUGCAAAAUAUGAGUAUGGGAGAUGUGGGAUGUCGACAGUGUCCAACUUCUUUCUACAAGAGGCUUGGAAGGAUAUGGCACAAACACUUGUGGAUGCAAACACUGGUAUUGCGAAUGAGCUUCUUGAGACAGAGCCAACUAAGUGGUUGCCUGACAGUGCUGCCACCUCUUGCAUGCUCUGUGGCGUGCGAUUUCAUCCAAUAAUGUGCUCUCGCCAUCAUUGUCGUUUCUGUGGUGGAGUAUUCUGCAAUGGCUGUUCAAAUGGCAGAAGCUUGAUGCCUCCAAAAUUUAGGACUGCAGAUCCUCAGAGGGUUUGUGAUGUCUGCGGAGUACGUCUAGAGAGUAUCCAACCUCAAUUGAUGAAUCAGAUUAGUCGGGCCUCACAACUUCCAACUCGGGAUGUCACAGACCUGAGUACCUUGAGGUCAUGGCUGAAUUUCCCUUGGUCACACACAAUGGAAUAUGAGAUAUACAAGGCUGCAAAUUCUUUACGUAGUUACUGUAAGGUGGGAAGACUGAAACCAGAGAAGUCUAUCCCUGAUACUAUUCUUAGACAAGCAAAAGGCCUUGCUAUAGUUACUGUGGUGAAGGUUGGGAUGAUGGUUACAUACAAACUUGGCAGUGGGCUGGUUGUUGCUCGAAGAGUGGAUGGCUCCUGGUCACCACCGUCAGCAAUCUCCACCUGUGGUAUUGGAUAUGGGGCUCAGGCUGGAGGUGAGAUAGCUGACUUUAUUAUUGUUCUGAGGAACACGGAUGCCAUCAAAACAUUCAGUGGGAAGGCACAUCUAUCUGUUGGUGCUGGUGUUAGCGCUUCUGCUGGCCAUGUUGGACGUGCAGCUGAAGCUGACUUCCGUGCUGGUGAUGGUGGUUAUGCCGCAUGUUAUACAUACAGUUGUAGCAAAGGUGCCUUUGUGGGCUGUGCGUUGAAUGGCGGCAUAGUAUCAACUAGAGACACUGAGAACGCACGAUUUUACGGAGGUCCUGUCCAGGCAUCUGAUAUCCUUCUAGGAUCGACGGCGAGGCCGCCUGCAGCCUCUCCUCUGUACAAAGCUCUGUCAGAAUUAUUUGACAAGAUUGGAAAGUAAUCCUCUCUCUUGCAGACCCUGCCUCACCUUGUAAAUACAAUCGAAUUUGUGCCCUUCAGGAAUUGGUUGGAAACAAUUGCGCAACUGUACAGUAAGGCCAUUCUUCAACACGUCAAAUGUGUUUAGUGAUGCUACCAACAAAACCACUCUGUAAAUAUUUGUACAUUGGAUUGACAAUCGCAUCAAGAUGUGAAAAAAGGUGUUUAUUCUU
Messenger RNA from Zea mays, 2013 nucleotides. Its product is annotated as putative FYVE zinc finger containing actin-binding-domain protein family. Gene Ontology annotation, molecular function: phosphatidylinositol binding; metal ion binding. Lineage: Eukaryota; Viridiplantae; Streptophyta; Magnoliopsida; Poales; Poaceae. The transcript has 5 exons. The record is from RefSeq and is marked provisional. Bases 201 to 1802 code for a protein of 533 amino acids.